UCCAUGGUGAGGAGAAAGAAGAGCCCCCCUGGGCCAGAGGAACAGCACAAUGGGAUGACAGUGAAGCUGGGAGACAGCAGCGGGGAGGAAGGGGUGAAAAAGCUAGGCAAGCGAGCAGGAGGAGAUGAGGAGUCCCUGGAAGAAGGGGCAGGAAGAGGAGGAGAGACAGCUCCAGGCAGGAGCAGCACAAAGAAAGAAGAGAAGAUUAUUAACAACAACACUAAUAACCCCUCAUCCAGCCCCAAUUUACCCCAAGCCCCAUCUUCUCUCCAGCCCUCCCACAGCCAGGACCAACAUCAUUUUCUCAGGUCCAGUGUCAGACCUCAGAGCAAGAGGUUAAGGAAGGAUUCUCAGGCUUCCUGCUCACUUGGCAAUAGUAGCAGCACUACUGCAAAAGGAAAAGGGACAGAUAAUGGAGGGACCUCAUCUGGUAGCACAUCAGGAUUUCCUCCCAGCGCUCCUGCUGGGAGUUCUAAGACUGCCGCAAGGAACCUGGGGACCUCAGGUGGAGAGAAGGAGGAAGGAAAGAAAGUCAGACGUCAGUGGGAAUCAUGGAGCACAGAGGAUAAGAAUACCUUCUUCGAGGGACUUUAUGAGCAUGGGAAGGACUUUGAAGCUAUUCAGAACAACAUUGCUCUGAAGUACAAGAAGAAAGGCAAACCAGCAAGCAUGGUGAAGAACAAAGAGCAGGUCCGGCACUUCUACUACCGCACCUGGCACAAGAUCUCUAAAUAUAUUGAUUUUGAUAAUGUGUUUUCUCAAGGGCUGAAAAAAUCCUCCCUGGAGCUUUAUGGCUUAGUCUGUUAUGGGGAACUAAGGAAGAAGAUUGGGGGCUGUAUGGAUGAUAAAAAUGCAACAAAACUUAAUGAACUGAUUCAAAUUGGGGCCACGACUGUUCGCUACAAAGGGAGAAACCUUCGGAUUAAAGCUCCAAUGUGCAGGGCACUGAAGAAACUUUGUGACCCAGAUGGCAUUAGUGAUGAGGAGGAUCAGAAGCCAGUACGUCUUCCUCUGAGGGUCCCUGUGGAGUUACAGCCACGAAAUAAUCAUGCAUGGGCUCGGGUGCAGAGCCUUGCCCAGAAUCCACGGCUCAGGAUGAUAGUGGAGUUACAUCGGAAGGUCUCCAGCCUCAUUGAGUUCCUGAAACAGAAGUGGGCUCUCCAUGAAGUGCGCAUUCGUCAAACACUAGAGGAACGGCAGCUUCAGGACUCCAGAGAUUCAGAAGCAAGAGGCAACCUCUCAGAGGAGAAAGUGAUGCUUCAUCUCUUCCCAGGAGAGAACUGUACUCUCACUCCUCUCCCUGAGGUGGCCAGAGUAGUCCACUCCAAGGCUUUCUGCACAGUGCAUUGGCAGGAAACCGGCAAAUGCAAACAGAACACAAAGGACUCUCACUUAUUGCCUCCUGCUCAAAUCCUAGGCAUACAGAGUGGUCAGGGGACAGCCAGAGGGCAGCUGAAGUACCCUCGGGGAUCAGAGGGUAAGAGUGGCGGAAGGACAGAGAGCACUAUAGAGCCAGGCAGAACCUCUCAGCCCAUAGCCGAAGUCUCUGCAAGCCCUGGAGAUGUCUUCCCAGAGAGUGGCCUGACAGAAGGCCCCCCUGAUCUCAGCAUCACAAACUCUCUCGAAAAACCACCUUCUGGACUUCAGGACCCGGGAGGGAGUCUGGAGAAGCCAAUCCCUGUGGUUUUCUGCACCGAGGGCGAGGAGGCCCUGGCCAGUGACCAAGCAACCAAGCUACCAUCAUGCAAUACAGCUUGUGUUUGCAGCAAGAUCCCUGACCUGGAGGAACUCUCUCUGCUUGAUCCAUUCCCUCGGUAUAUGAAGUCCUGUCAAGAUCUGAUUGUCCCAGAGAAAUGUUUUUGCACAGACAAACUGCAAGGGAAAGAUCCUGGUCCCUCAGCGGGGAGUGCCUCUCCUGUGGCUCUUCCAGCUGAGAGUACAGAGGCAGCUGACCCCUGUUCUGCACAGAUGGCAAGAGGUAGGAUAGCAUUGUCUGGCAGUGGCCUAUCCAGAUCUGAAACUCAAGCUAGCCACAGCCAGGGACCACAGCCUGAUGCUUUUACUAAGGUUUUACAAGAUGCAGUAGUGGAGGAGACUCAAGAGAAGCUGAGCUCUUCAUUUCUGCAUUCACCUCCGGGACAACCUUCUGCAAAGCCUCUGAAGGAUGACCCGAGCCGACUUGCUCAACAGGUCAGAGAGGAGGGAUGGAGUCUACGAAACUCUGAGAGCCUUACGUUGGCUGAGGUUUACCUCAUGAUGGGCAAGCCAAACAAGCUGCAGCUGGAAUAUGACUGGCGAGCUGUGUUAGGGCCAGAAACCCAGGAUUCCAGGGAGGAAACAUCCGAACCCAGUGCUGUCCCCACAUCUUCCAUCUUUCACAAACAAAGACUCCUCAACUGCCUCUUAAAACUCAUUUCCACCGAAGUCAACCCCAAACCAACCCCUGAGGUGAACUCUGUCGCCACAUCCCCUAUAAAACCUACUCAAGAAGAGCAAUCACUGACUCCUCCUGGAAAGGUGAUUGCCGUCAGCACCAGGAGUCCAGGCUGUGCACGAAACCAAUCUGCUCUUCGCAACAAGACCUUUUCUCCCAAUAUUAGUUCCAGCUCCUCAGGUUUGAGGAACCCCCCUAGACCUCUCUUGGCGGCUGGUCCCUCAAGUUCUGGAGGAGCUGAUGCAGACGGUGGGCUCUUUGCAGUUCCCACGACUCUACCACCCAAUAGCCGACAUGGAAAGCUGUUCUUGCCUAGCAAGGAAGCAGAACUGACCUUCCGACAGCACUUGGACACAAUUAGUAUGCAGUCAGACUACUUCUUGCCAAAACCAAGGAGAUUGCGGAACAGGCACCUGCGGAAGCCAUUGGUGGUACAGAGAACACUGCUCCCCAGGCCAUCGGGAAAUCCGUCCCAGCAUGUCUGCUCCUUCUCCAUCUUAUCCAACUCUUCCAUAACAGGGAGAGGUUCAUUUCGGCCAAUCCAGUCUUCACUGACUAAAGCUGCCGUUUCUCGACCCAUUGUGCCCAAGGUUCUUCCAACACAAGCUACCAAUCACCUGUCCAGUGCUAUUGACUUGGCAGCUAAAAGUGCUGGUAUUAUCCCUGGCAGCCCCUUGCCUGUCCUGGAUUCUGAGGGCUUGUCAGGUGUGUCUCCGCUGUCACCAGACGGUGUGGCUGCAGUGGUCAUGGGGCAGGAGUCGGCCGAGGCAGAUCAGAAUGGAAGCUCCAUCGGCACACUAGGGGGUUCAAGCAGUAGGUGUCGGGUUCCUUUCAUUAACCUACCCACACAGCAAGAGCAGAAGGCGGUCCCUGAUGGAUUCCAGCAGGACACAUCAGUCCUUUCUCUGUCAGAACUGUCCAAGACCCCUCUCCAGAAUGGUCUCUCCACUCCUCCGCUUCCUCCGUCACAGGCCUCCAGUACCCAUCUGUGUCCUCCCAACGUCUCUGCUCUGCUGGAUAUCUCUCUUCCUGGACCACCUGAAGAUGUGCUUUCUCAGGGAGAACCUGCCACUCAAAUAAGUGACUCUAUCAUUGAAAUCGCUAUCAGCUCUGGUCAAUACAAUGAAGGUGUUUCCCUCUCCCCUGCGAAACUGAAUGGCAGUGACAGCUCCAAAAGUCUUCCAUCCCCCUCUAGCAGUCCUCAGCAGAACUGGAUUGCCUCUCCGAGCCAUGAUCCACAGUGGUACCCCAACGACUCUACCGACUCAUCUCUCAGCAGCCUGUUUUCAAGUUUCAUCUCUCCCGAGAAGGGCCGGAAAAUGUUGCCAACUCCUGUUGGAACUGCCAGUGGCACCUCCUUAUUGGGACCCAGCCUGCUGGAUGGAAACUCACGGGACUCUUUUGUGUCUCGAUCUCUGGCAGAUGUAGCAGAGGUGGUGGAUUCCCAGCUGGCUUGCAUGAUGAAUGAGAACAGCAUAGAUUACAUAUCUCGUUUCAACGAUCUUGCCCAGGAGCUGUCAAUACCUGAGCCAACCCGUAGGGAAAUCCUCUUUGAUGGAGGAGGAGGCGGCCCCCCCAUUGGUGACCUCUCACAGUGAGCAUAAGAGACCAGUACGCUGGUGGAGACUGUUCAGCUUAGUGGAAUUUAUUGUACUGGAUCUGAGAGGCAAGUUGAGGAUAUGCAAUUGAUGUCCAAAUGCUGUCGUCCAGUGCACGCCUUUCUAGAAGAGCAGCAUUGUCUUUAGAGGUCUGAAGAAGUAUCUGCAAGUCCUAGAAUGUGCAAUACGCUGGGGAAAAUGUAACGUGAAACAUUACAGGGAGUGAUGUGUCUGCAUCAAUGAUAUAAGAUGGUGAAUAAAUGAGUUUGAGGUGGUCCUGGAUUUGUACUUUUGGCAUGGCCUAGGCAAGAAGCUUGGACAAGAGUAUGGCUAGAAACUUCUUCAACUUGAAUCUUUUUUUGCAUGCUGAUCAACAUACCAUGAUUUGGGAUCCACAUUGAAAUUGAGGGGUGGAGGGAGAGGGAAAUCCUUUUUCUAUUCACAUCUUGAAACGUACUGUUUGGCACGAUUGUCGAAUCAGUCAAACUGAAGUUUCUUGCACUCUCCUGAAAGGCACCAUUACUCUGUGAUACUUGUGCUGCAAUUUAAAAAACAUUGUUUCUUUG
Terrapene triunguis (Three-toed box turtle) is the source of this 4598-nucleotide messenger RNA. It is a transcript of the gene CRAMP1, whose product is annotated as cramped chromatin regulator homolog 1. The coding region runs from base 4 to 4032 and encodes 1342 amino acids. Gene Ontology annotation, molecular function: chromatin binding. Gene Ontology annotation, biological process: pattern specification process. The record is from RefSeq and is a predicted model, not a curated record. NCBI's taxonomy places the organism in Eukaryota, Metazoa, Chordata, Testudines, Emydidae. Gene Ontology annotation, cellular component: nucleus. The transcript is spliced from 21 exons.